AUGGAGGAGGCUGCGGCUUUAAAGGCUAGAUUACAGCAAUGCCAGUCAGAGACUGAACCUGAAAAAACAGAAGUAGCAACAGCUUUAGAAGCUGGAUUACAAGCACGCAUAAUAGAAUGGGAUAGCGAACUCUGUCUAGGGGCGCUAUCUUAUUUGCAACGCAGAUUGAUCAGACGUGAAUUAACCGUUGGCGCCAAAGAGACUGCUCUAACCAUAUGGGCAAACAGGGUUACGUUACUCGACAUGGACUAUACGAUGGCGCUUGCGAAGCUCCCUUAUUGCGGAGGGAGCUAUAUACGAUUCUCACGCCAACGAGCACAAUCUAGAGUGUAUUUCUGA
Messenger RNA from Coccidioides immitis RS, 339 nucleotides. RefSeq lists its product as uncharacterized. The transcript is spliced from 2 exons. The record is from RefSeq and is a predicted model, not a curated record. Lineage: Eukaryota; Fungi; Ascomycota; Eurotiomycetes; Onygenales; Onygenaceae. Bases 1 to 339 code for a protein of 112 amino acids.